This is a messenger RNA of Acomys russatus (golden spiny mouse), 2924 nucleotides long. RefSeq names its product sortilin 1 (gene Sort1). Gene Ontology annotation, biological process: endocytosis; vesicle organization; Golgi to endosome transport. Bases 16 to 2592 code for a protein of 858 amino acids. NCBI's taxonomy places the organism in Eukaryota, Metazoa, Chordata, Mammalia, Rodentia, Muridae. The record is from RefSeq and is a predicted model, not a curated record. Gene Ontology annotation, cellular component: Golgi apparatus; membrane. The transcript has 21 exons. Gene Ontology annotation, molecular function: protein binding.
CUGCAUUCGGCGGCGAUGGAGCGGCCCCGGGGAGCUGCGGACGGCCUCUCGCGCUGGCCCCUCGGCCUCCUCCUGCUCCUGCAGCUGCUGCCGCCGUCCGCCGUCGGCCACGACCGGCUGGACGCUCCGCCGCCUCCUGCGUCUCCUCUGCUGCACUGGGCCGGGCCGGUUGGGGUGAGCUGGGGGCUGCGCGCCGCCGCGCCUGGGGGCCCUGUCCCCCGCGCUGGCCGUUGGCGCCGCGGCGCGCCCGCCGAGGACCAAGGCUGUGGCCGCCUCCCGGACUUCGUCGCCAAGCUAGCCAACAACACGCACCAGCAUGUCUUUGAUGACCUCAGUGGCUCAGUGUCUUUGUCCUGGGUUGGAGAUAGCACUGGGGUUAUUCUCGUUCUGACGACUUUCCAAGUGCCACUGGUAAUUGUGAGUUUUGGACAGUCCAAGUUAUAUCGAAGUGAGGAUUAUGGAAAGAACUUUAAGGAUAUUACAAAUCUCAUCAAUAACACCUUCAUUCGGACAGAAUUUGGCAUGGCUAUUGGUCCUGAGAACUCCGGAAAGGUGAUACUAACAGCAGAGGUGUCUGGGGGAAGCCGAGGAGGAAGAGUGUUCAGGUCGUCAGACUUUGCCAAGAACUUUGUGCAGACAGACCUCCCAUUCCACCCUCUGACUCAGAUGACGUACAACCCUCAGAACCCUGACUACCUGCUGGCUCUCAGCACAGAAAAUGGCCUGUGGGUGUCCAAGAAUUUUGGGGAAAAAUGGGAAGAAAUCCACAAGGCAGUAUGCUUGGCCAAAUGGGGAUCAGACAACAUCAUCUUCUUUACCACCUAUGUGAAUGGCUCCUGCAAAGCUGAUCUUGGUGCCCUGGAGUUGUGGAGAACUUCCGACUUGGGGAAAACCUUCAAAACCAUUGGUGUGAAAAUCUACUCAUUUGGUCUUGGGGGCCGUUUUCUUUUUGCCUCUGUGAUGGCUGAUAAGGAUACAACAAGAAGGAUCCAUGUGUCAACAGACCAAGGGGACACAUGGAGCAUGGCACAGCUUCCUUCUGUGGGACAGGAACAGUUCUACUCUAUUCUAGCAGCCAAUGACGACAUGGUCUUCAUGCAUGUCGAUGAGCCUGGAGAUACCGGCUUUGGCACAAUCUUCACCUCUGACGAUCGAGGCAUUGUCUACUCCAAGUCCCUGGACCGACAUCUCUACACUACCACAGGUGGCGAGACCGACUUCACCAACGUGACCUCGCUCCGUGGAGUCUACAUAACCAGCAUGCUCUCGGAAGAUAACUCUAUUCAGAGCAUGAUCACUUUUGACCAGGGAGGACGGUGGGAGCAUCUGCGGAAGCCGGAGAACAGCAAGUGUGACGCUACUGCGAAGCACAAGAAUGAGUGCAGCCUUCAUAUUCAUGCUUCUUACAGCAUCUCCCAGAAGCUAAAUGUCCCGAUGGUCCCGCUGUCAGAGCCCAAUGCCGUGGGCAUAGUCAUCGCUCAUGGUAGUGUGGGCGAUGCCAUCUCGGUGAUGGUCCCAGAUGUGUACAUCUCAGACGAUGGGGGCUACUCCUGGGCAAAGAUGCUGGAAGGACCCCACUAUUACACCAUCCUGGACUCGGGAGGCAUCAUUGUGGCCGUUGAGCACGGCAGCCGGCCUAUCAAUGUGAUUAAGUUCUCCACAGAUGAAGGCCAGUGCUGGCAAAGCUACGUGUUCACACAGGAGGCUGUCUACUUCACCGGGCUCGCUUCGGAGCCUGGAGCCAGGUCCAUGAACAUCAGCAUCUGGGGGUUCACGGAGUCCUUCAUCAGCCGCCAGUGGGUGUCCUACACGGUGGACUUCAAAGACAUCCUAGAGCGGAAUUGCGAAGAAGAAGACUACACCACAUGGCUGGCACACUCCACAGACCCUGGAGAUUACAAAGAUGGCUGCAUUCUGGGCUACAAAGAACAGUUUCUACGGCUACGAAAGUCGUCCGUCUGUCAGAAUGGUCGAGACUACAUUGUGGCCAAGCAGCCGUCCGUCUGUCCCUGUUCCCUGGAGGACUUCCUCUGUGACUUCGGCUACUUCCGCCCAGAAAAUGCCUCAGAGUGCGUGGAGCAGCCAGAACUGAAAGGGCACGAAUUAGAGUUCUGCCUGUACGGCAAGGAAGAGCACCUGACGACAAAUGGGUACCGGAAAAUCCCAGGAGACAGAUGCCAAGGGGGAAUGAACCCAGCCCGAGAAGUAAAAGACUUGAAAAAGAAAUGCACAAGCAAUUUCUUGAACCCCAAGAAGCAGGACUCCCGCCCACAGGGACACAGCUUGUCCCAGAAUCCAGCUCCGCCUCCUCUUGGAUACACUGAAAACACACACUUCCUAUCUCCUACCCAGCAGCAGAAUUCCAAGUCGAAUUCUGUCCCUAUCAUCCUGGCCAUCGUGGGACUGAUGCUGGUCACAGUUGUAGCAGGAGUGCUCAUCGUGAAGAAAUAUGUCUGUGGCGGAAGGUUCCUGGUGCACCGAUAUUCUGUGCUACAGCAGCACGCAGAGGCGGAUGGAGUGGAGGCCCUGGAUACAGCCUCCCACGCUAAAAGCGGUUAUCACGAUGACUCAGAUGAGGACCUCCUGGAAUAGCUCUUCAGAGGGGCUGGGACCGAGUGGACGGAGCCUCAGUACCUCCUACACUCCCUGAGGCUCUGACUUGCGGAAAUUAAUUUCCCAUAGCAUCGGACCCAGCCCUGUUUCCGCUGCUUCCAUGCAAGCCCAAAGGACCUACACUGAGGACUGCAGGGUGGGGGUGGGGACCCUGAUGCAUCUCACGGUUGGCUCUGAUGGGGGUAAAUUUUAAAUUCUUUAACUUUUUGUUUCAAGUUCUGUCUUUUGUAAAAAAAAAAAAAAAAAAAGUGUGGGCUUUAGGUUUCUGUUGGUUUGUUUGUGUGCGGAGGGAAAUGAAAUGGGAUUGAAUG